This is a messenger RNA of Thermothielavioides terrestris NRRL 8126, 1017 nucleotides long. RefSeq lists its product as uncharacterized. Lineage: Eukaryota; Fungi; Ascomycota; Sordariomycetes; Sordariales; Chaetomiaceae. The coding region runs from base 1 to 1017 and encodes 338 amino acids. The record is from RefSeq and is a predicted model, not a curated record. The transcript has 3 exons.
AUGUCCGAUUCCGAAACCGACCUAAUCCGCAACCAGAAGCACAACCUGCCGCUGCUCGUCACACCAGAGCUCUGCGCCGGCAGGACGUACAUCGUCACGGGCGCCAACACGGGCCUGGGCUUCGAAGCAGCCAAGCACCUUGCCAAGGUCGGCGCGGCCAAGGUCAUCCUGGCCGUGCGCAACCAGGCCGCCGGCGAGCAGGCCAAGCGCGACAUCGACGAGGCCGCGGGCGCGGCCGGCAGCAGCAGCGUCGUCGAGGUGUGGCAGCUCGACUUGGCGAGCUACGACAGCGUGCGGGCGUUCGCGCGGCGCGCCGCCGCCGAGCUGGACCGCAUCGACGCGCUGAUCGAGAACGCGGGAGUCGCGCUCGGCGCGCGCGAGAUGGCCGAGGGCCACAUCAAGUCCGUCACGGUCAACGUCAUCAGCACCUUUCUGCUGGCCGUGCUGCUGCUGCCCGAGAUGCGCAAGAAGGCGAAGCUGGUGGCGGACUGCCAGCCGAGGAUCGUGAUUGUCGCCAGCAGGGUCGGGUUUAUCCAGCCCAUGGAGCUGUGGGAGAAGAUCAAGGACGACCCGAUCAAGGGCAUGGACGCAGAGGAUUUUGUGCCGUUCCGAACCUACCCCUUCUCCAAGCUGACCGAGAUCUUCGCCGGCCGCCACCUCGCCCGCGAGGUGGUCCCCUUCGAGAAGACAGGCAUCAUCCUGAAUCUCGUCUGCCCGGGUUUCUGCGUCACCAACCUCGCGCGUAACGCCCCGCCCAACAUCAAGCAGGGCAUCCGCGAGCAGCACGAAAAAUACGGGCGGACCGCCGACGACGGCAGCCGCCCGAUCCUGCACGGCGCGGUCGCCGGCGUCGAGAGCCACGGCAAGCUUCUUCAUUCCUGCGAGGAUGGCGAGCCCGACGUCCCCGACUGGGUGAAGAACGACCUGGAGCAGCAGAAGCGCGUGUGGGAGCUCGUUGCCAAGGAGCUGGAGGCCGUCGAGCCGGGCAGCGUGAGCAGACUGCAGGAGGUGGCCUAG